Molecule: messenger RNA, 3312 nt
Organism: Dicentrarchus labrax (European seabass)
Lineage: Eukaryota; Metazoa; Chordata; Actinopteri; Moronidae
Gene: desi1a
Product: desumoylating isopeptidase 1a
Exons: 6
Coding region: 102-608 (168 amino acids)
Biological process (GO): protein modification by small protein removal
Molecular function (GO): peptidase activity
Source: RefSeq, a predicted model, not a curated record
UGAUGACAUCAUUCAUUGAACCGCCCAGUCAGCUGUGCCAAUUAAUGUGCCUAGCUUAGCGACUCAACAGAGAAAUAAAAGCCUAUUUUGUGGUUUACAUUAUGGAAAAGAAUCCUACGCGAUACAAUGUACAACUAUAUAUUUAUGACCUAUCGAGAGGGAUGGCCCGCAGCCUCAGUCCUAUCAUGUUAGGAAAGCAACUGGACGGUAUAUGGCACACGGCUAUAGUGGCAUAUGGUGAUGAGUUCUUCUUCGGAGGGGAGGGGAUCUCCAGCUGUUCACCGGGUGGGACGAUGCUGGGUCCUCCAGACACAGUGGUAGAGCUGGGAGAGACUGAAGUGUCUGAGGAGAUCUUUAUGGAUUACCUCUCUUCCCUGGGAGAAAGUACAUACAGAGGUGACCGGUAUCGUCUGUUUGAGCACAACUGCAACACUUUCACCAACGAGGUGGCUCAGUUCCUGACGGGCAGGUCCAUCCCCUCUUACAUCACCGACCUUCCCUCUGAAGUGCUCUCAACACCGUUCGGCCAGAUACUGCGGCCCAUCCUGGACUCGAUCCACAUCGCUCCUCCAGGAGGUAACGUCAUCAACAGGGGAAGAAGCGUCUAACCUGAGAGAGCAGCAGAGUCACAGAGUGUUCAUAAGGUCACUUCCAUUGUAGUCAGUGAAUGAGAAGUCGCAAACUAAUCGUCUUUCUUUCUUUCUGUAAAUAAGUUACACACUAGCACUGAAGUGGAUGGAUUUUGUAAGCUAUAACUGAUUGCUGACCAGUUAAUCCGGAAAAUUCAUAACUUAAAUAUAAUUUUCUCUUAAAAUCUUGUUGGUUCAGUUGGUUGGAGGAACUCGCAGCUAGUUUGGGGUCAUCUAAUUCAAUGUACAGAUAAAGCAUUAAGUACUUAUAUAAAACAGAUGAAAUUUUUGGGUUUACCAGCAAAGCCAGAUAUCAGAUAUUAGUUUUAUGACUGACUUUUAUGAAUGUUGCCUUCUUAGAAAUACACCUACAGUAAGACAGAAAUCUAGUUAAACUUUCAGAAGUGUAAUGUAACAGAAUAUAUUUAAAUUUGGGGCACUGCAACUUAAUUUAGCCUAGCUUAAUUUAUAUUUUUACUCCAUAACAUAGAGAUAUUGCACUUUUUACUCCGCUAUAUUUAUCCGAUAGCUGUAAUUAAACCACAUACAACAUUAAAAUACCUCUUGCACAUUAGUGCAUCCAGCUUAUUUAGUACUUUAACUUUUUGUGCUCAGGUACAAAAUGCUCCUUUACUUUUAUUUAAGUUGGAACAUGUAGUCUUUUUUCCAUUUUGGUACUACAAUGAUUAUUUAAUAAAUAUUUUAGUUCUUCAGUUUAGUCAUUUAAUAAGAAAUGUAGUUCUCUUUCUACCACUGACAUUAUUACAGACAUACCAGUAGUAGGAGAUUAUCAUCUGCUGCUGACUACAAUGAAUUUAAUCCAGUGUACACUUUUGCAUAGAUAUGUUUAAUAUAUUCAAUUCAAUGGAUGCAGGUAGAUGGAAAAUGAGAUGGUCGAAUCUUGGAGAGUCUUUUAAUGUCAAUCAUAUUUAAAUUUUUGCACUUUUAUGAAUUUUUUUUUUUUUUUUUUUUGCUAUUUGGAGGCUUGUAGUUAACUUUCCAUCAGUAAUCCUUUUAUGCCUGUACUAGUUUAGUGUUUAUUGAUUCGGUUGAACUCCUCUGUGGUCGCCUACUUACUAAACCUUACAUUAUCAUUCCAUUUAUCACAUCUUUUGUGAUAUGACGCACAGCAGGUUAUCAGAAACUUGUUUAGUAUAUGUCGCUAUAGCAGGACUGGGAUUAGUUCAUUGUAAAUUUAGCUAUUGUUAUGUUCAUGAAAGUAAAACCCUGGCUGUUGACAUUUGUUAACGGUAGAGCUGAUUACAAAAGUGUAUGUCAUACAGGGCAAGAAAACAAAAUUCAAAAGUUCUGUAAAAUCAUUUCCAAGACAAUUCUGGUCCUUUUUAAAAUGAUAUUCUUGAACAGAAUAACUAACAAUGUAGGGUUUUUGGUAUUAAUUCUAUUCUCUGAUAUAAACGUGAACUGCACCACAGCCCUGUUAUAUGACGCAAGUUGUGCCUCUUGGCCUGUGUUACCAUCUCCACAGGGAGAUGCUGAUCAUAGAUACAUUUUGUUAUACAGUUUUUGAAGUAGACAUGUUUUAGUUUCCAUGUGGGUAAUUCUAAACACAGAUUUCUUUUUUUUAAAUGUAGAGUUGACCAUAUGCUGUACUGUCAACUUAUUAACAACCUGCUUGAGUCCUUUAACAGCCACCAGAGAGUGUUGAUAUACAAUACACCUCUGUGCCUUCAUUUCCCUCUGCUUGGCUACAGUCACACUGUUGGGAGUUGGCAUGGUUAUCGUAUAGCACAGAUGGUAACUUCCUGUGCCGUCCGCAUUAAAAAUCUGGUAGUUAGUUUACUGCAUGAAGGUCCAGAAAUCUAUUAAAUGGGGUUAGAGAUAGUAAGGAACAGUCAACUCACUAAUAAUCAUCCAUUAAACUGUGCAGGGAACUGUAGGAAAUGUAAACAAUUGAAAAUAUUCCAGAUUAAACAUCUGGAUCCAGUAAUACCCACAGCCUACAAUCUCAGUGUAUUACACAAUGCACUCUGCCAUCAGAAAGAACACGUAGCUGUCUAAUUUUAAGAUAAUGCAUAGACAUGUUUUAGGGGUUAUCUAAUUAAGACGUGUUAAACACAAAUGAACCAUAUUGAGCCUCACAAGCCUGAGCGGAGUGAUGGAUGAAAGAAGCACAGAAAAACAAGAAAUCUUAAAGAGUGAUUCAACCAGCAUUAACUUUCCUUGUGUUCUCCUGCAAUAAAUAAACCUUACACAUAUUUUACCUUCCAAGCAGUCGCCAUCACUCGACGCUCGAGGCUUAAUCAUUUCUCUAGUGCGCCUGCACACAAAUAUAGGAUGUGCGAGAAUUUAAAAACGAUGUUUUUCAAAAAGUUUAACCUGACAUUUGUAUUAUAUUUGUAUUUGGCUACUCUUAGGUUAAUUCCCCUUUAAGAGGCUAGAAAGCUCAGGUGAAUCUGGGUUCUGUCAUUUUGCCUUCUGCUAACCAACUAACUGACAUGCUAACCAGACCACUGAAAUGUAUUACUGCACAAGUCACCCUUUGUUGCUCUGAUAUGUUGUUGCUGGCUGCUACCUGUAAUGUGAAAUUACAACAGAUAGUUCUGGAUAUUAUAUUAUUUUCUGUUUAAGUAAUCUAACUAUAGUAGAUAUGUUUAUGCAUAUUUAUGUUUGUGGAAUUGUUUUUUUUGUAAUUCUACCUACAUAUAAAGCCAUUGACUGCAAA